AUGAGCUUUGUACAUUGGUUUGUACUUAUAAUUAUAACGAGUUUUACUCUUAGUCAAGCAUCAACUAUAAUCUAUCUUGAAAAUUGUACAUAUUCAAUAGAAAUCUAUAAACAAUAUUUAAAUCUUCUUUGGUCAUCAAAUGAUUCUCAUACAUUACAUAUUCAAGCUGUUUAUUCUUUAUCAUUAAAUAAUUCAUUUAUACCUGGACAUAUUUAUACAUAUUUAUCUCAACCUGUUGCUUUAAUACCAUUUUUUAUUCAAUGUAAAUAUCCAAAAAAUAUUUAUUCAAAAUCUUAUUUACCAUUUACACAAUGUUCAUCAACAAUAACAAAUUUUUUAACAAAAAAAAAUUAUGAAUCAACACGAACAUAUUUAAAUUUAAAAACAAUUUUAUCAAUGACUAAUGUUCCAUUACUUUAUACAGGUGAAUAUAAUCUUUUAUUAUCAAAUUGUUCAUUUCGAUUCAAUACAAAUAUAUAUCAAUUAAAACCAAAUGAUUUAUUUAAAUUUCAUAUUGAAUAUGAAAAUUCAAUAAAUAAUAAUAUAACAUCAUGUAAUAAAUGUAAUAGACGUACAUCAAUAUGUUAUGAAAAAAAAUGUUUAUGUCGUUCAGGUA
Molecule: messenger RNA, 616 nt
Organism: Rotaria sordida
Lineage: Eukaryota; Metazoa; Rotifera; Eurotatoria; Philodinida; Philodinidae
Source: the annotation of a GenBank genome assembly